Parascedosporium putredinis is the source of this 789-nucleotide messenger RNA. NCBI's taxonomy places the organism in Eukaryota, Fungi, Ascomycota, Sordariomycetes, Microascales, Microascaceae. The record is from the annotation of a GenBank genome assembly.
AUGUCAACUCCCUAUCGGUAUCCUCGCCCACCAGCCCCACAACCAUCACCAUCCGACUCCGACGACGAAGAGUCGGCCGAUGACGACACCAUGAACCCCUCACUAUCGAGUGGGAAAACGGAUUCUGAAUCUGAUUCCCCAUCAUCCCUCGGCUCCCACCAACCAAUUACCGGGAGCCGCCCUUCGCCUCGGGUUGUAACGACCCAUGGGCGUGCGGCUUUCGAAAUUGAAGAGCUAAGCGACUUUGAUCCCAUGGACAGCGAUCGCGAAGCAGCCCUGAAGCCGGCUGAGUACGAGUACCCAGAGUCGGAGAGAAGCCGGUCGCCGGCUCGCUAUCCAGCAGAAGGCUCUCGCGGACCGUACAGAGCCCGAGUUCGUGAGCUCCCUCGGGAGUUUGUCAACAGCAUGCGAAAUCUGGAUUGCGACGACUCCGACGAUGAGUUUGACGCAGAUGAUAUGGAGCACCAUGAUUUCGUUGUGCGGCAAAAGGAGCUCAAGAGGAUCCAUAGGAUCAGUCACGGUAGCAGCAUUGGCAAGAGGACCAUGAGCGAUCGUGGUGAUUCCGACCACGAGGAUUUGAAACCCUUUGAGAAUGGCGAGAAUGCACUCCACGACCGCCGGAUGAGGAGGCGCGUUGGUGAACGUCGUGAAAGCCUAUUCCAUGAUCAUCCACCGGAGCGAAUUCCUGAGUUAGAGGAGCCUGAUAGCGACGCCGAGGAGCAGGAAUUCAACUUUGCAAGGGAGUUGCCGUAUUACGAUAUCGAGAUCAUGGAGGUCGACUCGGAAUAA